Molecule: messenger RNA, 279 nt
Organism: Neoarthrinium moseri
Lineage: Eukaryota; Fungi; Ascomycota; Sordariomycetes; Amphisphaeriales; Apiosporaceae
Exons: 2
Coding region: 1-279 (92 amino acids)
Source: RefSeq, a predicted model, not a curated record
AUGUGCAAGGAGCUCUACGAGCGGUGGAACGGCUGCGACUGCUGGGGGUUUCUGCGCGCCGACACGUGCCGGGGGCUGUUCAAGUCGUGCUUCGGGCCCAGCGGGGAGCAGGACAAGAAAGUGACAAGGUGGAACGACGGCAUGUGCUCCGAGUGCUGGGACCGGCUGCUGCGUGAGGCCGAGGAGAUGGCCGAGGCCGACCAGCUGGCGGAUGCGUCGGCCACGGCGUCGACUUCGUCGGGUUCGACCUCGACGAGGAGCUACUCGACGCAUAGUUGA